Morchella sextelata is the source of this 873-nucleotide messenger RNA. RefSeq lists its product as uncharacterized. The coding region runs from base 1 to 873 and encodes 290 amino acids. Lineage: Eukaryota; Fungi; Ascomycota; Pezizomycetes; Pezizales; Morchellaceae. The record is from RefSeq and is a predicted model, not a curated record. Gene Ontology annotation, biological process: spindle assembly. The transcript is spliced from 2 exons. Gene Ontology annotation, cellular component: cytosol; HAUS complex.
AUGGCCGACUACCGCGACAUCUGGUCCCCCGCCAAAAUCUUCUCCCCCACCGCCACGCGCCACUCCCAAUCCUCAAAAGACUGGACCUACGCCGACCAAUGGCUGCGCACACGCUACCACCCGCGCCCCGUCCCGCCCUUCGAGCGCACCCCCGACACGCUCAAGGCUCUGCUCGCGCUGGCGGCCGCCAACGAGGCCGCCGACGACGAACGCGCCCUCGCAAAGAAGGUCAAGGAGCACACCCUCGAGGCGCUACAGAAACGCGAUGCCGAUUCCGCAGGCGAGAGCGAGAACGUGCUCGCCGCCGUCGAGGAGCAUCUUACGGCCGAGGGCGUGCGCGCGCUGAAUUCGCUGGCGCUGCUGGCGGUGGCUGUGGGCGCGGAGAGGGUGGAGAGGACUGAGCUAGCAACCCGCCUGAUAACGCUCAGCAAGCACGAACACGCACUCUCACAGCAAUCCCUGCACCUGCGCGCGCUGCACAGCCGUCUCGAAACCGACCUAGCGACGCUCAACGGCGCCAUCGCGCGCCUGGCGCACGGCGGCGAGUAUGUCGUGCCAGCCGAGCUAGCGGGGCAGGUGGGCGAGUGGGGGCGUGCGACCAGGCACCUGGCGGGGAAGGUUGAUGACUAUCGGGAGCGCCUUCGGGAUGAAGGGGAGAGGGCAGGGGUGACGGUGGAGGAGCUGAUUGAGAAGGAGAGGGAGGUGCUGGCGCUGAAGGAGCGGGUGCUGGAUUUGGAGGCGAGGGUGAAGGGGUUCCAGGGGCUGCCGCCGGAGAGGGAUUUGGCGAGGGUGGAGGUGGAGAGGGUGGAGAGGGAGUUGGCGGGGUUGGAGGCGAGAAGGGAGGCGUUGUAUGAUAAUAUGGUGGGGGGUUAG